UAAUCCCGCGUGUAAACGGGAUUUACAUUGGACCUCAUAUCAAUCCAGGAAAGGGGAUAUCGUUACGACGUGGACUAUAGCUAAACUAAAUUGUUUAUGUCAUUUAUAGCGUACAACACAGUUGAACACUGGAAUUACAGUUUAACAGGCGGCGGUGGUAGCUUUUCCCAAGUUUUGCUGUCAUUUCCGUCGAGAUUUUUUUUUUACAGGAGUGGUCUUCGGUCUCGCCAUGGAUUCAGUACAUAUCGUUAUGUCUAGUAACCUGGAAUACCAAAGCGAACAGAGAUAAUCGUCUAACUUUUGUUGUUCUACUUAGUUUGCCAUUGGCGAACUUCGUAGUUUGAUUUUGUACUGCUCUCUUGGACUCGUCGGCUAACUACUUGUAGCCUGCUUUACCUAGUUUCAAAAAAUGGGAUUACACCCUUUGGAGUUCAGUGAGUGUUACCUGGACAGUCCCACUUUCCGUGACAAAGUGAAGGCACAUGAAGCGGAGUUAGACAAAACAAACAGAUUCAUCAAAGAACUAUACAAAGAUGGAAAGAAUCUCAUCAACGCAACAAAGCAGUUGAGCAUGGCCCAACGCAAGUUUGCCCAGAGUUUAGGAGAAUUUCAAUUUGAGUACAUAGGUGAUGCGAAGACUGAUGAUGAAAAAUGCAUUGAUGAAUCGUUAAAGGAAUUUUCUGCCUUUCUGAAGAACCUGGAGGAGCAGAGAGAGAUAAUGAUGCAGAACAUCACAGAGACACUAAUGAAGCCACUGGAGAAGUUCCGAAAGGAGCAGCUUGGUGCAGCAAAGGGAGAAAGAAAGAAGUAUGAGAAGGAGACUGAGAAAUACUACAGUUCUUUGGAAAAGCUUUUGAACAUGUCGGCAAAGAAAAAGGAACCACAAUUACAGGAGGCAGACGUCCAGGUAGAUACCAACAGACAACACUUUCAGGAGUUGUCCCUGGAAUACGUGUGCAAGUUGCAGGAGAUCCAGGAAAGGAAGAAGUUUGAGUGUGUUGAACCGAUGCUGGCCUUUUUUCAGACUGUCUUCACAUUCUAUCAUCAGGGUUAUGAGCUGGCCAAAGACUUCGACCAUUACAAAAGGGCCCUGCAGAUCAAUAUACAGAAUACGAGAAGCCGUUUUGAGGCCACCCGCUCAGAAGUGUAUGAGCUGAUGAAGAGAACUAAAGACACUCCUCAGGAACAUCGGCAGACCAGUGCCAUCAGCAGCGAAGGCUAUCUCUACGUUCAAGAGAAACGUCCCCCGCCUUUUGGCUCCAGCUGGGUAAAGCGCUAUUGCACAUUUGUCAAAGAGCAAAAGAUUCUGCACAUGAUCACCUUUGACCACAAAUCCGGAGGCAAGACAGGUGAAACGGAAUCAGUGAUGCUUAAAUCCUGCCUUCGCAAAACCACAGACACACUUGACCGUCGAUUCUGCUUAGAUCUAGAAAUAACAGAUCGGCCUGGGACGCUGUUAACUGUGCAGGCACUGUCAGAAGAUGACCACAAGUUUUGGAUGCAUGCAAUGGGAGGAAAAGAACCUGUUCAUUAUCUGGGAACAACAUAUUCAAAAGAAAGAGGAAUUGAUGCCCAGCUUGAUGAAAUUGGUCUCUCCUUUGUAAAGAACUCCAUUAACGCCAUUGAGAAGAGAGGAAUCAAUGACCAGGGCUUGUAUAGAGUGGUGGGAGUCAGCUCCAAAGUCCAGAAGUUGCUCAGCCUAAUGAUUGACGAGAAGAGUAAUGAGUUGGACCUUGCUGUAUGUGAAGACUGGGAUGUGAAAACAAUCACCAGUGCCCUAAAACUCUACCUCAGGAGUCUGCCUGAGCCUCUGAUGACUUACGGGUUGUAUAAGGAGUUCAUCAUACCUGCCAAGUCUGGUAGCCCAGAGGCCCGUCUGCAGGCCAUCCACUGUUUGGUGCACAAACUGCCAGAGAAGAAUAAACUGGUACUGGGACUACUGAUGAAGCACCUAUCAACUGUUGCAGCUCACAGUAAACAGAACCUGAUGACCGUGGCAAAUCUCGGUGUGGUCUUUGGCCCUACACUCAUGCGCCCACAGGAGGAAACUGUGGCUGCCAUCAUGGAUCUUAAAUUUCAAAACAUUGUUGUGGAGAUCCUCAUUGAGCAGCAUGAAAAGAUCUUUGGUGAUACUCCUGGUGAAUGUACGGCAGCAGCAGCUGCAGCCUUCUCUGCCCCCACCCGUCAGUCCAAAAAGCUAGGUCGCCAGAACAGACCUCUUGCUGUGUACAAUCCACAGGUGCUUGACAUCCAGACAGUGUCUGUGGAAAGUGAAAGUGUCAGCCCAGCACUUGAUGAGACAUCUCUAGGCAGCAACGAGUCAGUGUCCUCGCACUCCUCAAACACCUCUUACCCGGAGACCCCCCCACAGAAGACUGAAAGACCCCAUGACAAAAAUCUGACAUCUUGUGAAGACUCCUCAGGGAUGUGCUCUGCCACGGCUUCGUGGAUGAACUGUGAUACACCUCCCUCGGAUACGACCCAGGCCUCCUCCACCAAAGCCCCAAGGGCAGUUACGGAUGGUGAGCCAGCAGAGGAAAGUGUCAGCCUGCGGAAGGCCAAGGCCGUCUACCCCUGUGAGGCGGAGCAUGACUCGGAGCUCUCCUUCCAGGCUGGAGCAAUCUUCCAUGAUGUGGGCCCGUCCCGAGAGCCCGGAUGGCUGGAAGGAGUUCUGGAGGGGAAGAAGGGUCUCAUCCCUGAAAACUAUGUGGAGAUGUUGUAACGCAUUCACACACACACACACACACACACACACACACACACACACACACACACACACACACACACACACACACACACACACACACACACACACACACACACACACACACACACACACACGGCACUCCUUUUAUGCAUGGUAUCCAUGGUCACAGUGAGAUUUUUUUUCUUGCUUCAUGUACUUUAUUAAAAACCCAUCUGUCUGUUCUUCAUGAAGAGACAAAAAUGUGCAUUUCAAUUGGACACAGAUUGACUUGAUGAGAGAAGGAGUGAAGAAGAGACAGCAUGUGUGGCUGCUAACGUCACUGGGAGAGAGGUGAAAACAGCACGCUGAUGGAAACCCCAGACAUGACUGUGUGUUUGGGAGCUGCCCACAGACAUUCUGGGCUCCUGGAAUGCAAUAUUUCCUUUGAUUCCCAGCCUUAUUAUCUAUAUUUUAUUUCAUAAUAUCCGUAAGGAAAUUCUGCACGAGUGUUUUUUUAUUAUUUUAUUUGUACAAUGCAUGCAGAUUUUACAACUAUACUUCUUAUAUUCUGGUGUUUUUAAAGGAUAAAGGUCUAUUUUGUUUUGCUUGAUUUUUCAAUUUUGUCUUGUUACCUUAAAAAUAUUUCACUCCAGCAAAAAUGUAUUUUAAUUUCCUCCAAGUUGCCAGUGUCCAUCCACAUUUGACGCCGUCCAAAGGUUUUGGGCAGAGCAAGUAUUUUAAUGAUGUAUAUAAGUGAUUUACUUUAAAAGGCAAAAAUAUAUAUUAUAUAAUGACCUGUGCACUACAUCCAAAUGCACCACUACAUUACACUACACGUCUGAAAUGCUAUCUCUUUGUUGUGGGGGGGAAAAAAGGAUUUCCAGGUGCACUUUUAUGGUUGGGUCCAAUGAAGAUCUCCACUGCUGUGGGGAUCAGUGACUUUAACCACUGUCCAAAUCUUCACCUAUCUUGUUACCUCUUUUCAUUACCUUGAAAGCCUUUUCUUUUUAUGAUCUUCGUCUUCAUGCAAUGUUUGCUUGCUAAUUUAAGACAGAGGUUGAUCAUGUUUGUUUGGUCUUGGAGUGCAUUUCACUUUUAUAUUAUGGGAUAUCCUGAUCAAGGUUAAACCAAUAAAAUGUUUUAUUAAUCACA
Engraulis encrasicolus (European anchovy) is the source of this 3838-nucleotide messenger RNA. It is a transcript of the gene arhgap10, whose product is annotated as Rho GTPase activating protein 10. The record is from RefSeq and is a predicted model, not a curated record. Bases 410 to 2722 code for a protein of 770 amino acids. Gene Ontology annotation, biological process: signal transduction. The transcript is spliced from 23 exons. Gene Ontology annotation, molecular function: GTPase activator activity; protein binding. Lineage: Eukaryota; Metazoa; Chordata; Actinopteri; Clupeiformes; Engraulidae. Gene Ontology annotation, cellular component: cytoplasm.